GCUAAUAUGGGGAAUAUGUUUAAUUGAUUAUGGGCAUUUUUGUCAUUUCAUUUGUUAUCCUUUCUCCAUUUCAUUCCACGUGGUUAUUGUGCUGGCAUCCUUGCCUCUUUCAUCGACCUUCAUCAUAUUCUCUUCUACUACAUCAAAACAAAAAUUGGGCAGUUUUCUUUCAUCACAAGGAUAUUGCUGCAAUCUUAAGUGGAUAUGGACACAAGUUUCUACGAGUAUCAAAUAACCUAGACCUAAAGAUGGGACUCUUUAUCUGCUAUGUGCGUGAAUAUUUCAUUGUGAAGCAGAUAACUAUAAAAAUGUACCAGGUUGCCGGUGAAGAAAGGUUACUAUUUUGGGCAGUAUGCAACAUUCAAUUGCAGGUUAUAUCUUCAGUUACCACUCUUAUCUUUUUCAUUAGUUUUGCUCCACCACCAGAAACAUAAUUUAAGUCUUGGUUACAUUCGUUUUCUUGAUAGUACGGUAAUAGCUUUUGUCGAUAGUUAAACAAAGCGGCAUGGGCAAUCAAGAUUCAUAAAUUCGACCUGAAAUUGCUCUAGAUUGAAGGAUAUUUGUUGUUGGUGGUGGUGGUGGUGUCGUCUUUCAAUUUAAUAUCGUUUACAACAUUGGCUAUGAUAUCAUAGCUUAAAUGAAGCGAUAUGGACAGUGAAGAUUCAUAAUAUAGUUGAUCUUACCUUACUCGACAUUGAGCCAUUAUAACUAUUUGCAGUAUUCCUAAUGAAACUCAAUACUUACAAUUUUGUGAAUUAAUUUGAAAUUUUUGUGUUAUCGAUUGUUAAAUUGUUAGUUUUUGUGGGACUUAAUUUAGCAAUUGCUUAUUGUGAAUUUAAAAUUUGACAAUGAUAUGUUUAAUUGCUUUUACAUAUAGACAUGUGGUUUGAAACCAAUAGGUUCUUUUUUUUCCCUGUCAUCUGAUUUAGUUAAUGGGUUCUCUUUGUUUCAUGUUAUACAUAGAGGAUCCGUCUUCUAUGCUAUUUACUUUCCAUGUUGGUUUUUGAUGGAUAUGCAAUUUUGGAGUUUCAGAUUUCUACU
This is a messenger RNA of Solanum tuberosum (potato), 1041 nucleotides long. RefSeq lists its product as uncharacterized. The record is from RefSeq and is a predicted model, not a curated record. NCBI's taxonomy places the organism in Eukaryota, Viridiplantae, Streptophyta, Magnoliopsida, Solanales, Solanaceae. The transcript has 3 exons. The coding region runs from base 30 to 434 and encodes 134 amino acids.